UGCGCAUGUCCACGAUUACGUCAACGGAUCUGAACGGCCAUGUUAAUGUAAAUCAGCAGGAAUAAUAAAGGCGAGGUAACGUUUGUUGGAGCCAGUGACGCAGUUCUUUUCCUACACCCAUCUUGUGCACGAUGGCAGACUCAGAAAGCGAAAACUACGUAGAAGGUAAUACUUACCAUCACGAGGAUUUUGAAACAGUGGAACCGCUUAGUGCGCAUCACUCAGAAAAUGGCCAGGAGAUACCAGAGCAAGACGAAGAAGUCACAACUACAAAUUCUCUUGGCGGUGAGGAACCAGCAGAGGAGGAUCGCUAUGCUCCCGGUGCGUCAGACGCAGACCCUGUUGAUCAUUCCUCGAAUCUCAUCUCUUGGGGGGAUGAAGAAUCUUUGUCCUCGCAGCCGUCUGCUACAGUGUCCGAGUCGCAAGACUCAGCGUUUGGUGGCGUAGGUGAUUUUUCCAUGGGCACUGCUGCCUCAGAAGCUUUGCAGUCUGAAUUUUCGUCACGUCCCCAUCCCCCAGAGGCCGAGCAGGACAUAUAUCCCACCCCUUCCCAAGAGAGGGGAGAUGUUACUAGCACUGAACCUUUUUCUGUGUUGGAAGCGAUACAAGAAACAAAAGCCGAAGGAACGUGGCUGAAAAAUGUGGAUCCCAGAGAGGAUUUUUCAGCUUUAUGUAAUCCAACAAUUGUGGAAGACGACAACAUGCUUGAUUUAAUCUAUUGGAGAGAUGUGCGAAAAACAGGAGUGGUGUUUGGCUCCAUGCUGCUUGUGCUGCUGUCACUGGCAUUCUUCUCCUUGCUUAGCGUACUGGCAUAUCUAUCUUUGGCCAUCCUUACAGUCACACUCAGCUUCCGUGUUUAUAAGAACAUCAUGGCUGCUGUUCAGAAAACUAGUGAUGGACAUCCUUUCAAACAAUACCUGGAUCUUGACAUUACUCUGAAAGAGGAGAAGGUAUCCAGAGUUACUCAUACUGUGCUGCAGCACAUCAACAGAAGUCUGCUGGAGUUACGUCGCCUUUUCCUUAUUGAAGACCUUAUUGACUCCAUUAAGUUUGGACUCUUGCUGUGGGUUCUUACCUAUGUUGGAGCUUGGUUCAAUGGAAUGACACUAAUUAUCUUGCUUGUUGUGGCCAUUUUUACCUUGCCAAAGGUAUAUGAAACCUACAAGGUCCAGAUUGACAAUUAUGUCAAUAUGGCAAGGAACCAGCUGAACACUGUCCUUGCUCAAGUGCAAAGCAAAGUGCCAUUCCUGAAGAAAAAAGCCAAGACUCAGUAGACAACUUUGGUUCACUGGGCCAGUCCCAAAUUUCAGCUUCAUGUCAACCUUUUCGUUGCUGCUGUGCACCAAGUGAAGAUUGGCUAAUGCCUAAGUUUCUGGAGCUGCCGACAGCACUGGCUGUUCAUGUACAUGCAAGCACUAGGACUUUUGGGCUUACUGAAAGAAGUGGAUUAGUGACAAGGUAGAAUUGCAGACAAAAUUAGGUUCCAUUUGUGCAUAAGACGUUUUUGAAUCAUUUUUUUUUUUGGUAAUGAGAGACAUUUUUGAGAUUUCUUUUCUGUUGAUUUGGUUGUACAGUUUGUUCGUCUGCGGUUUGAGGUUUGUCUUUGUCUUUCAAACUCUGUACACAAAUAUAUAGUCCAUUUUUUUAUCUUUUGUUAAAUAGUUGGAACAGCCGCUGGUAUUUUAUACCAAUUCUUAAUUGGGAAGGGAAGGAAGAUGAUGAGUUUUUAAACUCAUCUUAAAUGAGCAAGAGAAAUUUUGGGAUUUUUUUUCUUCUUUUUGUCUUAUGUAUAUGUCUUUAUUUUUAAGGUCACAAAUAGAAAUCAAGGUAUCAUCAGGGGUAAGGGUUUCUGGGUAGAAACAACUCUUGACAGCAAGGAUGCGUGUCCUCCACAUUGGUGAUGGGCAGGGUUGACCUUUUGUUUUUGAUUACUAUUUGUGUGGUAUCUAGCAUUAAUAUUGUUGAUCACACGAUUAAAUGGAGAGGUAUUUCACUUGGUACUCUUCUGUUCCUCCUUGGCCUUAAGGUCAUGCAAAUGUUUCUGCAAGUGCUAUGCUCUUUAUACUUGUGAAGGUUUUUUUAAAAAAUACCCACAGUGCAUUCUUUUUAAAAUACUUGAUCAAAUAUAACAGAAAUGUGCUUGUCUAAGUGUUGUCUAAGCAUGGUUUUGCAUAGUUCUGCUCAUAUACUUAGUACAUUGUGGAAAGUAACCAUACAGAACAUUCAUUCAAAGCCACUUUCACUAAUACAAUCUACAGUUGAUUGUGUGCUAUGGAUGAAAUAAAAUUCUUAGGGUAGUAAAAAUCCAUGCUUGUGUAAGGAACUGGAUUUUUCACAAGCUGUUUGUGUGACCAGCUUGUGUUGGUAAAGCGUGUGCUUGUAUUCCUCAAGGAAACAAGUUAAUUCUUAAGAAAGCACCUUCCUUUUUUUGCCUAUUUGCACUGACAGUGAAAAAAUAUGUCAUGUAUAAGAAGCCUAUAUUACACAUUAUAAUUUUUAUGCGAUGUACUUGUUUAUUUUUUUAUAUAUAUAUAAAAGAAAAGGAUGGUAGGAAAUAUCACCAACUCGUGCAUUUAUGACACAUUUUUCUUCCUUUGUUUUCAUAGUGCUGUGCUUUUCUUUGUAUGAUAAAAUUAAAGAUUUGCCAAUGCUGAGAUUUUUGCAUAGUUGAACAGAUUUAGUUCCAUUUUACAGUGAUGCAGACUAAAUAUCUUUCUAUUAAUAUGUAACAUGGCGUAGUCUUGCUUCACAGUUUUUUUUUAAGUUCAUACAUAAAUAUUGAUUUUUUUUCAUGUUAUUAUGUCUUUUCAAGUAUCAAGUAAAGUGUUACAUUUUAAAUUUCUAGCUUGAAUCAAACUCUUACAUAACCAAGUCAUAAUACUUCAAAAAAAAAUUCUUGCUUGUAAAAUGAUGUCAACAUUUGCUCCAUUAAAUAUUCUUUAACACUCUUUUAGGGUGUUUCUUACAAGAAAAAUAAUGUUUAGGUCAUGUUUUAAAAUAAACGUUCGAUAAUAACUUAAGUACCUCCAUUGCUCAAACCAUUAUCUGAAAACAGUUUAAAAUUACAUGUGACAUCCCAGUCAAAACUUUAUGCAUCUUUAUGAUAAAUGACUAAUGCAUAGUUUGUCACUUUUAAUAAACAUCAGAAUAUUUAUUUUAUCUGUUGUAAAAUUGCAGAGUUUUUAAGCGAGACAUCGGCAUAAGAGCUGUUGAUAGAAAUUAAAUGUGUGUGAGGAAAAACCAUUGUCAUCCACUUAUUACCCAGAAGAGUUUCAUGAAAUGUGUCGACACUGCUCCCUAGUAAACGUAUUUUAAAGUUACAUGAGUUCUAAAGCCUUAAGAGUCAUGUAUGCACCUGUGGAAGUGUACUUAAAUGAUUUUUUGUGGGGGUGGAGGGGGUUGUUAGUGGUGAUGAUUGGAGACAUCUUUAAAAUGUGUACAGUGGAAGAACUCUCAUCAAGGAUGUGGCAGUGAAAUUUGGACUGUACAAUUUUCCUGUGUUUUUAAACAUUGUAAAUUAUUAACUAUAUUAAGCAGUUGUGUAUGCAUGCAUCUGACAUUGCAAAAAUGUACAGCAAGUUUGCUUGACAUGCCCUCACUUUUGUGCAGUAUAGACAAAAUCAUUUGUGCUCUAGCUGCCUAUUCAUUUGACAUGCUCAUUGCUGGUUUGGUUGCAGCAUGAAUGAGCUCAUAGUGCCUUGUUUGAACAUUUCCUUCAGCUGAUCUUUUGUCCUACACCACAUAUUUUAGUCACCUUUAGAUGGCUCAGGUCAUAUGUGUAAUGUACUUCUUGUGUUCACAUCUAUGUUGAUACUUGGCCAUGUUUGCAUUGUUAUUGCUUGGCAACAAAAGUGGUGUAAUGAUGAUCUCAGAAGGAAAGAGAUAAAGAGUGCUCGAAAUUUAUGAAGUCUUGAUUGUUCAUACGUCUCUUUAUACCUAGCCAUCUUUGCUAGUAUGAAUUUGUUCUGUGUGUAUCAGAAUACUUUGCUGUAAAAAUUACAUUCUGAACUAUUUCAGAUUAUGAUUGCAGAGUGUAUGUGAAAUGAUACUGCUGCAGGAAAAUAACUGACCAUUAACUGGGAAAUUUUUGUCAGAUAUUCCAAAUUCAAGAAAUGUGGUCAUUGGACAACAUUUUAUCUUGCAUGUUGAAACGUUAGGGUACUGCUGCCAGAAUACUCAUUCCUUUUUAAACAUGUAAUCAGGUUUAGCAAUAAAAGCAACAUCUCUAUUGUAUAGCAUUCUAAAUAAUAUAACAAGAUGCAGAUAGAUGAGGCUUAUUUUCUUAAGUGUAUGCAGUUUCCCUUAUAUAAAGCUGAUAUGCUUUGAUGUGUCAGCAUGUGCUUUUAUCUUUGUGUCACUGAUUUUCACGUUUUCAAAAAUCAUUCUUAAAAGCCCAUGGCAUAUAGAGAUUUUAUGUCAGCUGAUCAUUGAGACGACUUUAAUGGGGCUUUUUGUUCAAUUAAAGCAUGCGUUCAAUGUCCAGUUUAUAAAAAUCAAGAAACCAACACAAGCAUAAGGUUGUACUUUAGCUGUUUCACAACUUCCACCAACACUACCACUAACCCCUGCCCAUAAAAAAGUAAUGCUGUCAUAGACUGUUUUGUAUUAAGGUGUGGCAUGUCGGUGCUUUUCUCAUCUUUUUUUAAAUUUUUGCUGCUGUCCAUCAGUGCUGUGCCAUUUUCAUCAAGGAUUGUGUCAGUGUUUUUUCUUUUGUUUUUUUUUUUUUCUUUGUUGGCAUAUGUCAAUAAAUGUGACAUAAAUCUUA
This is a messenger RNA of Pomacea canaliculata, 4765 nucleotides long. RefSeq names its product reticulon-1-A-like. The coding region runs from base 132 to 1274 and encodes 380 amino acids. NCBI's taxonomy places the organism in Eukaryota, Metazoa, Mollusca, Gastropoda, Architaenioglossa, Ampullariidae. The transcript is spliced from 9 exons. The record is from RefSeq and is a predicted model, not a curated record.